Silurus meridionalis is the source of this 2967-nucleotide messenger RNA. RefSeq names its product villin-like (gene vill). The record is from RefSeq and is a predicted model, not a curated record. Bases 159 to 2744 code for a protein of 861 amino acids. The transcript has 20 exons. Gene Ontology annotation, molecular function: actin filament binding; phosphatidylinositol-4,5-bisphosphate binding. Gene Ontology annotation, cellular component: cytoplasm; actin cytoskeleton. Lineage: Eukaryota; Metazoa; Chordata; Actinopteri; Siluriformes; Siluridae. Gene Ontology annotation, biological process: barbed-end actin filament capping; cytoskeleton organization; actin polymerization or depolymerization.
UGUGGUGUGUGUGUGCUCACCUGGGUGGAGUGAUGGACAGAUACACACCCAGGUUUGCACACAGAGAGCGGGACACGGCCACAGAGAGGAUACGAUUGUACACACUGGUUAGUACGAAGAGAGCUAAAGCGAGCAGCGUUUAAAAAGGGUGCAGCAAAAUGACCGAAAAAGACACCUUUAAGGACAUCAGAUACAAGCCUGGCCUACAGAUAUGGACUAUAAAUGACAUGAAAAUGGUCCCUGUGCCAGAGCAAGCAUUCGGGAAUUUCUUUGAAGGAGACUGCUAUAUAGUUCUCUUUGGAGGCCCAGAAAACGUUCGCUCCAUUGACCUCCAUUACUGGAUAGGGAGCAGCUCAUCUCAGGAUGAGCAGGGUGCCGCGGCUAUCUAUGUGACUCAGCUUGAUGAAUGUUUGGGUGGAAGCCCGGUGCAGCAUCGAGAGGUUCAGGACUGUGAAUCAGCCAAAUUUAAAGGUUACUUCAAAAAUGGCAUAAUAUAUAAAAAAGGAGGCGUGAGCUCAGGGUUCAAACACAUCGAGACCAACGUCUACGACAUUUUGCGUCUUCUGCACAUCAAAGGCCGGAAGAACGUCACUGCUAUGGAGGUGGAUGUGUCGUGGUCGAGCUUCAACACUGGAGAUGUCUUUCUGUUGGACAUGGGAAAAAACAUGGUGCAGUGGAACGGCCCUCAGAGCAACAGACAGGAGAGAUUAAAGGCAUGCAUGCUAGCUCAGGACAUCAGGGAUAGAGAGAGAGGGGGGCGAGCACAGAUUGGAAUAAUAGAAGGGGAAAAAGAAGAAGCCUCACCUGAACUCAUGAAGGUCAUGGUAUCUGUACUGGGCCAGAGAACUGGACAAAUGAAGGAUGCCAUUCCUGACAACACACCAAACCAGCUCCAGACUUCUAAUGUCAAACUUUACCAGGUAUCAGAUGCCAGUGGUAAGCUGGUAGUACAGGAGGUGGCCAGUAGUCCACUGACCCAAAACCUUCUGCAUUCUGACGAUUGUUAUAUUGCAGAUAUAGGAGGUGUGGCUUUGACAGUGUGGAAAGGGAAGAAGGCUACUCAACAGGAGCGGUCUUCAGCCCUGCAGCAUGCAGUGGGAUUUAUAAAAGCUAAAAACUAUCCCCCUACAACUCAUGUCGAAGUGAUCAGUGAAGGUGCAGAAUCUGCCAUGUUCAAACAACUCUUCAAGUCCUGGAAAGAGACAGAACAAAUCCAGGGCCUGGGGAAAACCUACUCCAGGGGAAAGAUAGCCAAAGUAGACCAGGUGAAGUUUAACGUCAUGGAACUUCAUGCUGAACCCAAACUGGCUGCACAAGAGCGCAUGGUGGAUGAUGCUUCUGGAGAAGUACAGAUUUGGCGUAUAGAGCACUUAGAGCUUCAGGAGGUACCACAGAGUACUUACGGGCAGUUUUAUGGAGGAGACUGUUAUCUAGUGCUCUAUACCUACAACAAAGCCAACAAACCGCAGUACCUCCUCUACAUGUGGCUGGGUCGCCAUGCCACACAGGACGAGAUAACAGCAUGUGCUUACCAGGCAGUCAAUGUAGACAACAAAUACAAUGGCGCUCCUGUUCAGGUCAGGGUGACCAUGGGCAAAGAGCCACGCCAUUUUCUGGCCAUCUUCAAGGGAAAACUCAUCAUCUAUGAGGGUGGGACCGGAAAACCAGGUGUGGUCAACCCUGAUCCCGGUGCCAGGCUUUUCCAGGUUCGAGGGGCAGAUGAAAUGAACACCAAAGCUACAGAAGUACCAGCCAGAGCCUCUUCUCUCAACAGCAAUGAUGUCUUUCUUCUGAAAACGAAGGGUGUGACUUAUAUGUGGUACGGCAAGGGCUGCAGUGGUGAUGAGCGUGAGAUGGGCAAGACUGUGGCUGAUGUUCUUUCAAAGGAGGACAAGCAGAUUGUAAUGGAAGGCCAAGAGCCAGCACAGUUCUGGGUGGCCCUGGGUGGAAAAGCGCCAUACGCAAGCGACAAGAGGUUUGAGAAGGCGGUGACAUCGCACAAUCCGCGCCUUUUCGAGUGUUCUAACCAAACAGGCCAAUUCCGGAUGAGCGAGGUGGCUCAUUUCGCCCAGGACGACUUGGAUGAAGAUGAUGUCAUGCUGCUGGACACCUGGGAUGAGAUAUUCCUGUGGAUUGGCAACUCUGCCAACCAAUACGAGAUCCAGGAGUCUCAAAACAGUGCAUUAGAAUAUCUGAAGACCCAUCCAGCGGGCCGUGACAUUCAUACCCCCAUCAUCUCAGUGAAACAGGGCCAUGAGCCGCCUACAUUCACAGGAUGGUUCAAUGCUUGGGACACUCAUAAGUGGAGUGGAGGUUUGUCAUAUGAGGAGAUGAAGAGUAAACUGUCUGCCUCGGGAUCGGUUUCACAGAUCACAGUGAAUCCGAACAACGCGGUCCUGAACAGGAAGUCAACCGGUGGAGAAGUGCUCAUCAGCGCCCCUGGAGGACCAAUCACUGAAAUCUCUUCACAGAACUCUAAAUCUGAAUCUCGCCCCUCCAAGAGCAAUGUCAACCCACGUACUGAUGCACCUUCUUUUAAAGCUCAAAGCUCAGCAAAUUUAAGUCUUGAGCAGCUGAUCAAUAAGAGCUCCAGCGAGCUUCCUCAGGGAGUGGACCCCAGCAAGCGAGAGGAAUAUCUGAAUGAUGCCGACUUUGAGAGUCUCCUGGGCUGCUCCAGGAAUGAUUUCCAGCGCUUGCCGAAGUGGCGUCAGAGCGACCUGAAAAAGAAAGCAGGGCUUUUAUAAUAAAUAAAUAAAAAAUCCUAAUAGGCAUAACUGGCUACAUAAAUACAGAAUACAGUAUGAUAAAAAAAAAUUUCAAAAAUACUUAUUACACAAACAUCUUUGAAUUAAUACUGAUAAUAGAAACAAAUAUGUUUUUGUCGCUUUAAGAAAUGCCUUUUAUAUGAUUUUAAAUAUCUAUGAUGUAUUUAUGCCUGACAAUAAACAUUCGCUCUGGAAACCAUCA